AUGGACUUUCCGGAGGACUUCCUGUUGGAGGAGCUGAGUCACCUGCCGCUCUACAACGAAUCUUUGUUCCAGAACAACUUCAGCGGCGUCUACAACGAGACGGACGCCUUACUGCCCACGGGAGUAAAGGCCACCAUCGUGGUCGUCUACAUGAUCGUCUGCGUCAUCGGCCUGGUGGGAAACUUCCUGGUCAUGUACGUCAUCAUCAGAUAUACAAAGAUGAAGACGGCAACUAACAUCUACAUCUUUAACCUGGCGCUGGCAGAUUCCUUGUUCUUGGCUACUUUGCCUUUCCAGGGCACCGAUGUGUUCCUCGGCUUCUGGCCAUUUGGAAACACCCUGUGUAAAGCGGUGGUGUCUAUCGACUACUACAACAUGUUCACCAGCACCUUCACCCUGACAGUGAUGAGCAUGGACAGAUAUGUGGCCGUCUGCCACCCGGUCAAAGCCCUGGACAUGAGGACUCCUCAUAAAGCCAAGGUGGUGAAUAUCUGUGUGUGGGUACUGGCCUCGGCCUUUGGUGUUCCGGCAAUGGUUAUGGGAAAUGUAGAGGAGGAACAGGAGCAUAACAGUGUGGAGUGCAUAGUGGUUUUACCUGAACCCAGGAGUUACUGGGACCCGGUCUUUGGUACCUGCGUCUUCCUCUUCUCAUUCCUGAUCCCCGUGGCCAUCAUCAGUAUCUGCUACAGUCUGAUGGUCAAGCGCCUUCGUAGCGUCCGCAUCCUCUCUGGCUCCAAAGAAAAGGACCGAAACUUACGCCGGAUCACUCGAAUGGUCCUGGUGGUGGUGGCGGCCUUCGUCGUCUGUUGGACCCCCAUCCAGAUCAUGGUCCUGGCUCAGUCCCUGGGCUUCAAUCUGAGCAGCCUGUUCACGUUGGUUCUGAUGCACUUCUGCAUCGCGCUGGGCUACGUCAACAGCAGCCUGAACCCGGUGCUCUACGCGUUCCUGGAUGAAAACUUCAAGCGAUGCUUCCGUGAGUUCUGCAACCCGUCGCCAUUCCGUCUGGACACGCAGCAGUCGGGCCGGAUGAGGAGCAUCGCCAGAGAGGUGGCGGCCGCCUACAGCUGCAAGGCCGGAGACGGAGGGGGACCCGGAGGUGGGACGCCGAAUCCAGCAUGACUAGGCGUGGAACUCCCCUUGGUGGGAGUGGAUCCACCACAAAGGGGAGAGACUCCGGGGACAGGGAACUCCAACACAGAACUGACCCAGAUCACAGCCCUCUAGCGGCACGAACCCUCCCG
Messenger RNA from Sphaeramia orbicularis (orbiculate cardinalfish), 1241 nucleotides. It is a transcript of the gene oprl1, whose product is annotated as opiate receptor-like 1. The coding region runs from base 1 to 1119 and encodes 372 amino acids. Gene Ontology annotation, cellular component: plasma membrane; neuron projection. The transcript is spliced from 5 exons. The record is from RefSeq and is a predicted model, not a curated record. Gene Ontology annotation, biological process: neuropeptide signaling pathway; sensory perception of pain. Gene Ontology annotation, molecular function: neuropeptide binding; nociceptin receptor activity. Lineage: Eukaryota; Metazoa; Chordata; Actinopteri; Kurtiformes; Apogonidae.